AAACCACGACGACGACGGCAACGUGUAACAAUAUAAUUGUGGACAAUUAAUUACAUGUCUUAAAUGGUUUAAGCAAAACGUUGACUCCCGACGGUGUGCGGGCACAUAUCACAUGAAGAUUUAAGAGGAGUCCGCAUGCUCUUAGCUCAAUCCAUUCCUGUCAAUUUCAGGACAACAAACAUUCCUUGAAGAGCAAAGAGCGAUGGAAAGAUGGUCGAUUCUUCUAUGUGGUCUCGUGAUUGCCUCCGGGGUUCUUUCAUCGGCAGUCGAUGGUAAGCAUAUCCGCUUUCAACAGUUCAACUAUCAGCCUUUCGCGUCGCGUUUUGGUCCCUUUUUACAGCUUAAAAAAGAAAAUGUCUUUCCUGUUUUGGCAGGCACCUCGAAUUAUGACGGUUGGAGUACUUGGUCGUCUUGGGGAUUGUGUUCUAGCUCUUGUGGACAGGGAAAACAACAUCGGUAUCGCUUCUGUACAAGCGUGAGCACGUCUGUGGACAAGGAGUCAACAUGUGCAGGGAAGGCGCUCAUGUCAAGAUCAUGCGCACUCAAUCCCUGUCCAGUUUCAGGGUCAGCGUGCUCCUGUGGAUGCCGCUUAACAGAACCGCACGGGAUGAUCACGUCAUCACCGCAGCUGUUCCCCCGCCCGGGUCGCUCCAGCUGCACCUGGGUGAUUACCUUACCUCAGGGCCACAGGGUGCAUUUAUGGUUUGACGCCUUGAAGAUGGACGGUGACUCCAUCAUUGUACGAGAUGGGAACGACUCGAGCGCGCCCAAAAUAACCAUAAUAAAGAGCGAUGAUUACAAAGAAUCUAUAGUUUCGUCUGGGAACAAUAUGUACUUGUUUUACAAGCACAACGGACAUUGGACCAAUGGAACACGGAGAGGCUUCACGGCCUCGUACAAGACAGAAAGUAGGACUGAAAAAAGCGAAGCGGUCGCUGUGGUCCAAAGAAAGACAUUAGGAAAAUCUGAGCUGACUUUCCUUGGUGUGUUUGUGUUCGCUGUACUUGUUUUUGCGGUUCUUCUGUUCAUCGUGUUCACCAAAUUACGUCGGCAUCACAAACUCCUUCCUCCCUCCUCCGGCGGCAGCUCAAGCACGUCAGAGUCCACGCUGAGAUCCACGGGAACCUCGUCUCCUCUUGAUGACGAGGCUUCUAGCAGCGAACCGUUAAAGAACGUUCACAAGCAAAGAACUAAAAGCGAUCGAAGAAGAUCGUCGCAUAGAAAAAGACCUCGAAGGACAGAAUUUCUUUGCGACGCGGAUCGCGUCCCUCGUUGCACUUGUGGGGAGAUUUCCGAGCUGGAUUCUGUGUCUGGAAGUAACUCUGCUAGCGAUUUCUCGCCUGUCAAGGUGACUAACACUGUCGAGAGAGUACUGGUAAGGAAUAACAUAGAGUGUGACUGUCCAGAUUGCCUCAGAUACGAGAGGUACGCUGUUUCGGGAUGCGCAGAGUUUCGAGCCCCCGAGAAAAAAUAUUACGGAGAUUGGAUGUUGACGGAAAUGCCUGCGGAAACACCUUGCUACACAGAUCAGCGUAUUUAUAGAGAUGCAUGUAAAGGUUUUGUGUAAAUAGUGUUUAUAGUCUUACUACAAAUCAUGUUUGAUUCAGUGAAGUACUCAGUCGACAGGUUGUUUGGUUAGGUUUCCCAGGUUACUGAACGUACGUCCUCUCAUGCAAUCAAGUGCAAAUCAAUUUGGAUUCUGGCGUCUUCCUGAUUGUCCUCUUAAAUGGAAUUGGUUUAUUUUAAUCUUUCCUUGGCUUUGGAACGAUUUUUUAUCGGAUAGUCAAAAGGUGUAAGAGGCGAGAGGUAAGAUUUUGUCUUUGCCUCGAAAGAACCAUUCAUCCGAGCGACAUCUUUUGUCACUGAGUACUUUGCUGAACAACAAGGACACUGUGUAUAGUGAGGUAGAGUUGGAAAGAGAAAUGCGUCCGAUGUAUAGUUUUUAACUUUCAAAACUAUUGCGAAUGUUAGGUUUAAGUUUGAUUUCCUAGGUUUGAGGCCUUGUUUGAAUAGACUUGUUGGUCAUGAAGGCGUUACGUAAAAAAAGAUAUGAUAAUAUAUUGUAAUACUAAUUUUAACUCUCCAAAGAGGCAGAGAAAUUAAUUCUAAGAGUACAGCCGAAGGUUGCAAACCUGUUUUAUUCAUUCAGUUUUCGAGUACACCGUUAGACAUUUAUGCAACUUUCGCCGGGUUUUUUGUGACUGAACACGCAUUAGUUUAAACGAUUUAUGUUAAGAAUGUUCGUUUUACUUGACUUCCGCUGAAACAGUUUUUCAAGUCUAUUCUACUGUACUAAUUGAUUUUACAAUUCUAAUAAGUCUAUAAGUAACUAAUUUUGUUUGCUUUUCACAAUUUCGCACGAGGGAAGAUUUCGAAUUUACUCGCAAAUUUGCCUUUGCAAACGUAUUACUACUCGUAGCGAGAACUUUGGUAACAAACAAGAACCUCCGAAAGAGAAAGUUUUCUUAGUAAUUCAUAUAAAGAACGAAAGUAAUUUCACCGUAUAAAGAUCAUGAAAAUUUGAUGUUUCUAGUUCUUCAUGAAUUGUAAAAUCUCUCAGUAGAGUCACUCGUACCCUAACAAACUAUACACAAGGUAACCGUAGUAACGCGUUAAACCCUAGUUUAACAAUGAAAAUACAUCGAAGCCAUAUAUUUGUAGUAUAAAGUUUUGUAAAGCAAUUUUAGAGCCCUGAUAGUAGGGCGAGACUAAAUUAAGAUACUUUUGGACAGAAAAGGAUAUAUUGUACUAUUAAAAGGUAAUUACUAUUUAUUGAAUCAAAAAAAACGGGGACAAAAUCCUUUAAAGUACUAAGUUUGGGACUUUGGACAAAGCCACGGUAGUUUUUAGUCUAAAACGCGGAUUUAUAUGAUAAAUAACAAAUAGAAAAAAAAAGUUCAGAUCUGUA
Messenger RNA from Orbicella faveolata, 2908 nucleotides. RefSeq lists its product as uncharacterized. NCBI's taxonomy places the organism in Eukaryota, Metazoa, Cnidaria, Anthozoa, Scleractinia, Merulinidae. Gene Ontology annotation, cellular component: cell periphery. The record is from RefSeq and is a predicted model, not a curated record.